UCUCACCCCUUGGUCGCCUCAGCCCUCACUGCGUGCGUGCGUGUGUCCAGGUUGAGUGUAAGAAGGCGCAGCCCAAGGAGGUGAUGUUCCCUCCGGGGUCGAUCCGUGGCCGUGCCCGGGCCAUCCCCUACGCCAUGGAUGCCUUCAUGCUGGGCAUGGGCAUGCUGGGUAAUGGAGCAUGGGCGGGCUCGCACGGCAUGCUGGGCUACCCAAGCUUUGCAGCUGCGUACACCGGCCGGGGCUAUCCCAGCCUCCCUCCUGCUUACGGAUAUCACUUCCCCGGAUUCCCUGCGGCUGCAGCAUAUGGUCAGGUGACGGCGGCCAUGACAGCGCGUGGAGCGGCGGCCUUCCCCGACUACGGCUUCUACGCGUCUCCCGGUGACCACCGUGCCGGUGCCGCCGCCGCCGCCGCUGCCGCGGCAGCAGCCGCCGCGGCCGCCACGGCCACGGCCACCUUCUCCUACGCCGAGUACGGGGGGGGCGGCGGGGGAGGGGGGGGCGGGGGGGGCCCGGCGAUGGGGGGCGGGCGCCCGGCGCUUCACCGCGGCGAGCUCACCGCCGUGGUGCCGCCACCGCCGCACCACCACCACCACCAGCAGCACCACCACCACCACCACCAGCAGCAGCAGCAGCACCACACGGGGCCCGCCGGGUCACCGAUGCAUCAGCCGCCGCCCAGUAGCCACGACGCGCUCACCAACGCCGUGCUGAGUGCGUACGCCGGUCAGCCCGGCUUCGGAGCGCCCCCCUCUCCCGCGGGGCCCGGGGCAGCCCGACCCGGCGGUUUCCCCGGCCCCACCAGCCCGGGUCCCAUGGGCGAUGUGUACGGGGCAGGCCCCCCGGGGCCCAGCCAGGACGCCGGGGGGGGCGGCUACGUGGGGGCAGGCAGCCCGCAGCCUGCGCAGGCCUUCUCACACAGCCUGGGGGGUCCGCUCAUAGCGACGGCUUUUACCAACGGAUACCACUAAGAGGCUGUGUUGGUCUACGAUGCGUGGACCCGGGUAGGGGAUGAAGAGCCCCACCACCACCACCAUCAGCACCACCAGCACCACCACCACCUCGCCGCCACCUCGCCCCAUGACAUCUUCAUCAAUGUAUAACGCUGACGCUGCAGCAGCAGCAGCAG
Lethenteron reissneri (Far Eastern brook lamprey) is the source of this 1126-nucleotide messenger RNA. Its product is annotated as RNA-binding protein Musashi homolog 2-like. The record is from RefSeq and is a predicted model, not a curated record. NCBI's taxonomy places the organism in Eukaryota, Metazoa, Chordata, Hyperoartia, Petromyzontiformes, Petromyzontidae.